Messenger RNA from Protopolystoma xenopodis, 288 nucleotides. The record is from the annotation of a GenBank genome assembly. Lineage: Eukaryota; Metazoa; Platyhelminthes; Monogenea; Polystomatidea; Polystomatidae.
AUGACAAGUCCUGUUUCCCCCUUUCAAACUGGAAAUCAGCAUGCGCAAUCCAUGCCACCUUCCGGACAGCCCCUUCCUAACGAGUCCGUCCCUCCUGACUCUGCUGGGCUUGCCACUAGCUCGGCUGGUGUGACCUUAUCGACUCCUCAACCAGGCCAAUCUACAGCUGGAGUACCUACACAGAUGCCGCCACCGCCACCACCCAUGCAGCACCAAAUGCCUCAGCAUCAUUCUGGCAUGUACUACGCAGGUAGGCUAUACGAAGCUGGAAUAAACCCGCCUCUAUAA